Molecule: messenger RNA, 817 nt
Organism: Symbiodinium necroappetens
Lineage: Eukaryota; Dinophyceae; Suessiales; Symbiodiniaceae
Source: the annotation of a GenBank genome assembly
GUCGGACUGUGUGCAAUCAUCGUCACGUCUCGCCUCUUCGCACCAUGCUCCCAGCAAGGAAGUCCGUCUCGACUGCCUGCCCCAGCUCCAGCCAUGUCAUUUGCAUCGUCGUCAUCGGCAAAGCUGCAAGCGUUGUGCUGCAUUUCGUGGGCUUCCUGUUGGAACAGGUAUUGCAGCUGGCAUUUCUCCCUCACCUUCGGCGAGCAGAGAGGCCGCUACGAAUCUUGACAGGGAGUGCAGCUCGUCAGACAAGUGCUUGGCGCUGGAAGGCUUCAGCUCAAAACUACAGAGCCAAGUGCUGCAGUCCGCGUAUUUCCGCUAUGUCUUGUUGUGCCUCAACGAUGUUGAGUCCUUAGUGGACGAGCUGCAAAAUCACGCCGAUCACGCUGAGCCAUACACGCCCCAUUCGCACAAUGAUCCGUCUACGCUCUUCUGCUGCAUUUAUCGCUUGUCGCAAUUACAGCCGUCCAAAGAACAGGUCCAGCAACUUGUGGGCUUCAAAGGGUCAGUCAUGGUGCGUGCUGCCGGCAUGCUGCACAUUCGGUUCAGCUGGCCGCCUGGAGAUGCCUGGACUUGGCUUCGAAAAUUUCUCUUCGACAGAGAGUUCUUCAGGCCUGGCUGCUCCGCAUCCGCAUCUGUCACAAUGGGCGACUGGGUGGAAAGCCUUCUGCGACAUGAGAAGCCACUCGGCUGCAACACGUCACUGCUCUUAACGCGGGUCCGGAAGGGCACAUCGUCACAGUGGGCCGGCCUUGUCCGGAGUCUGCAAACUUCGGAUCUUCGACGCAAGAGCCUUCCUCGGACGCAUCACCCUUGA